This is a messenger RNA of Podarcis muralis (Common wall lizard), 4548 nucleotides long. RefSeq names its product regulatory factor X6 (gene RFX6). Gene Ontology annotation, biological process: regulation of transcription by RNA polymerase II. Gene Ontology annotation, molecular function: RNA polymerase II cis-regulatory region sequence-specific DNA binding; DNA-binding transcription factor activity, RNA polymerase II-specific. The record is from RefSeq and is a predicted model, not a curated record. NCBI's taxonomy places the organism in Eukaryota, Metazoa, Chordata, Lepidosauria, Squamata, Lacertidae.
GAGCGAAGAAGAGUUGCUGCAGGGGCACUUGCUCAUGGUUAAAAGGGAAAGGGAAAGAGGUCGCGAAUCUGACGUGGGGCAGAGUGCGUGACAAUGGGUGGGCAGGGCUUUCCUUUCUCCCCGGCCUGGCGGUGCUGAAGGGGGAGAGCGGUUUGUACUCGACGGCCCUCCUCCUCCUCCUCCUGUCCCCAUAAAGGAGCUUGACUGGAGAGAGCCUUCACGUCUCAUGCCCCUUCGGCUCCGCCUGUGCCAACCUGACCAGCUCGUUCCAGAUCGCGCACCUGUCCUUCCCCACCUCUCCGCCUUGGGGCCGCAGUGGGGUUGGGUGGCCGCCUCCCCGCGUGCUCUCCAGCCCCUCUGCGCCCCCUACCAUCCAUGGACGGGGCGGGCGCCGCGCCUUGAGGAUGGAGAAACUGGCGAAGUUCCCAUCCCGGGGCGCCUUUGCGCCGGGCCAGCCGCAGCCUCCGCAGCAGACGGACGACGACGACGACGAAGAGGACGAAGAGGAGGACGAGGACUGCUACGCCGAGCUGCUGGCCCAAGGCUUGCUGGACGAGGCGCCCCAGGCCGGCUCGCUGCCCGGAGGACGGCGCCGUGGGGCCCCCGAGCCGGGGCUCCGCGCUGGGAUCAAGGCAGAAAUUCAUUUUAACCGUGAACCCCUUUCCUUGGAAGAGGAAGAUGGAAAGAGCCAGGAAAGUAAGAUAAAAUCUCUGAACAAACACUCGCCUCCAAAGAAAACGAUCACUCAGAUGAUGAAGGAUAAGAAGAAGCAGACGCAGCUCACCUUGCAAUGGUUGGAAGAGAAUUAUAUUGUAUGUGAAGGGGUUUGUUUGCCGAGGUGCAUCCUCUAUGCACAUUACCUGGACUUCUGCAGGAAGGAGAAACUUGAACCUGCCUGUGCUGCCACAUUUGGGAAGACUAUUCGUCAGAAAUUUCCUCUUCUCACCACAAGGCGGCUGGGCACCAGAGGCCACUCAAAAUAUCACUAUUAUGGAAUUGGCAUUAAAGAAAGCAGUGCAUACUAUCACUCAGUGUAUUCUGGAAAAGGUUUGACAAGGUUUUCUGGAAGCAAGUUGAAGAAUGAGGGUGGAUUCACUCGGAAAUAUUCACUGAGCUCCAAAACUGGGACUCUCCUUCCAGAAUUCCCCAGCGCCCAACACCUUGUACUGGAUGGGUGCAUCUCCAAAGAAAAGGUAGAUACCCUCAUCAUGAUGUACAAAACCCAUUGUCAGUGUGUCCUGGACAAUGCCAUUAAUGGAAACUUUGAAGAGAUCCAACAUUUUCUAUUACAUUUUUGGCAAGGAAUGCCCGACCACCUCCUCCCCCUGCUUGAAAACCCUGUGAUCAUUGACAUCUUCUGUGUUUGCGACUCAAUACUAUACAAGGUCCUUACAGAUGUACUCAUCCCUGCAACUAUGCAAGAAAUGCCAGAAAGUUUGUUGGCUGAUAUAAGAAAUUUUGCUAAAAACUGGGAACACUGGAUUGUUUCAUCACUAGAAAAUCUACCAGAAGACCUUGCAACAAAGAAAUUACCCAUAGCACGAAGAUUUGUAUCUUCACUGAAGCGCCAAACCUCCUUUCUGCACUUAGCUCAGAUUGCUCGACCAGCUCUUUUUGAUCAACAUAUAGUGAACGCCAUGGUUGCUGAUAUUGAGAAAGUAGAUCUGCACAGCAUUGGAUCUCAGGCAUUGCUCACAGUCUCAGGAAGCAUGGUUUCUGAGGGAGAGGGCUACGUUGAAUAUGACUCUAUUACAGUGUUCCAAGAACUGAAGGACCUUUUAAAGAAGAAUGCCACUGUGGAGUCCUUUAUUGAAUGGCUGGAUACUGUGGUUGAGCAAAGGGUUAUCAAGGCAAGUAAGCAGAAUGGUCGAUCCCUAAAGAAGAGGGCACAAGACUUUCUUCUCAAAUGGAGCUUUUUUGGAGCUCGAGUAAUGCACACUCUCACUUUGAACAACGCAUCAAGUUUUGGUUCAUUUCAUUUGGUCCGCAUGCUUUUAGACGAAUACAUCUUGCUUGCCAUGGAGACCCAGUUUAACAACGACAAAGAACAAGAACUCCAGAAUCUGUUGGACAAGUAUAUGAAGAAUCUGGAUGCCAGUAAAGCUGCUUUUACUGCAUCCCCAAGCUCUUGCUUCCUAGCGAACCGCAGCAAGGCUGGUACACUUUCCAGUGAUGCUUCAGUGAAAAAUGAAUGCCUAGUGGAGCAAGCCUAUUUUCCUCUGCCAACCAAUCAGCACAACAGCAUGUCCUCUGGUCUGAAUCCUUUCUCCAUGGGGAACCCUGAAAAUAUGCAGCUAACAGGUCAAACAGAGCUCUCUCAAAGCACAGGUCAUCUCAUGACUCCGCCCAUAUCUCCAGCCAUGGUUGGCCGAGGAAGUGUCAUCAACCAGGGACCGAUGGCAGGCAGGCCUCCUAGUGUAGGUCCACCGCUGUCAUCUCACUCCCACUGUGCAUCUUAUCCGGAGCCGCUGUACCAGACUGUGCCACAAACCAACCAAAACUUUUAUGGAGUCAGUGCUGGUUACCCAGUCAUGUUCAGGACCCAGACUCACCCAUCUUCUGCACCCUAUCAGCACAGGGCAGAGGCCAGCCAUUUUGCAGCCAGCAAUGAGCAGCAGCGCUUCUCCAGAGACUACUUCAGCAGCAGCUGCGCUGUAUCUCCAUACAGCACGAGGUCACCCCCUAACUAUGGGUCCUCUUCGACAGUACAGGAGGCACACAGCAUGCAAUUUCUGAACAGCGGGAGCUACAACUUCAUGAACAGUCCAGCAGCUAGCUCUGGUCAAGGAUCGUCAUAUUCCUCAAAUGCUUCCAAUGGGUUCUAUGGGAAUAAUAUAAAUUACCCGGAAUCCCAUCGGCUCGGGUCAAUGGUGGAUCAGCAUGUUUCAGUCAUCAGCAGCAUCAGCAGCAUUCGACCAUUGCCUCCAUACAGUGACAUUCACGAUCCACUUAGCAUCUUAGAGGAUGCUGGAAGGAAACAGGGAGCAUCAUAUUUUGCAGAUGCCUCGAUAGCCUGUCAGAACCCGCUAACUUCAGAUCUGCAGCCUGCUAUAUCUGCAUCCUCCUCCCAAUGUAUGUAUGGACAUUCUAGACAAUGCCCUUCGCAGGAAGCAAUGGAUUCUUCUGGGCAAGGUAAUAGUGAGAUGGUCUCCACCUUGCCACCAAUCAAUACUGUUUUCAUGGGAACUGCUGCUGGAGGCACCUGACUUCCAGAAGUGGCUGCACCCAGUCUUCAGUCCCAGGACUUGAUGGCGAAUAGGAAUGAAAAAGUAUUACACAUAAUGUUUUAAGACUACCAAGAAGAUUUUACAAUGCACUGAAAAAGCAACUACAGCUGGUUGCAGAGUCCAUCCUGUCUCAAGUGUCUCUGGUCUUAAACACAGGAAAAGAGAUUGUCCAUUGCAUUUCCUCUCCUUGUCACAAUUAUAACCAAUAUUCUUGCUUUUUUCCGUGUAAUCAGGAUGCUGUUCUUUCUUGGUGAUCACUUUGCUGCCCCUUGAUGCAUGGUGUACCAUAUGCACCACCUCGUGGUUACAACAGUGUGCAGGUUCACACCUGACAAUGGGUUGGCUAGUCUGGAUUUAACAGCUUUGCUGCACCAUUAUCAUGUUCUAGAUCAUCUAACAGCAACACCCCUAAAUCACAGAGUUCUGGUGUUGCUCUGAGGCAGCAGUUGCUGCUCUCCAACCUAUAAAGAAGGCAUAAUCAGAGUGAACUCUCUUGUUCAACUUAAAUGUCCUAGUUACCAUCCUUUCUCUAAUUAAUUUUGUACAGGCACUGGAUAUGUGCCAAUAUGCACUUGGUUCACUACUGUAUUACACCAAGUGCUUUGUACUCCAUAUUUGCUGCAUGCAUAGUGAAGUGUAGCUUUAUUUUACACCUGCUAGCUUUUGUGCACCGGCCCUAGAUAUCUUUAGUAUGUACAUACUGCUCACAGUUGGCAUCCAGCAACUGAACUGGAAAGAGGUCAGGUGAGCAGCACAACCCCACCACUCUGCUCGCUACUGGCUCCAGGUAGGCCUGGAUACAACUCCUGCCUUGAAGAACAAUUGCCAGUCAGCACAGAGUAGAAGAUUCUGAGCUAGAUGGAUCAAUGGUCUGAUGCAGCAGAAGGCAGCUUCCUAUGUUCCCACACCACAAAGUCCAUGAAGCAGUGUGACUGUGACAGUGGUGCACUUACGUGAAACAUCUGGUGCCUGAGUAAUGUGACAGCAGCCAUGAACUAUAGUGCUUGCCUAUGUAACAUCCCAUGUGUACAUGAACACACCUACCAUAUGAGUAAGCCUUUCAAUAUAUAAAAUCAGAAUGCCAGUCCAUGAUCCAUGUGAGCUGGUGAAAUUUUCACAGUAUUUCUCCACAAAGCACUGAAAUAUUUGCUUGUUUUUUGUUGCUAAAGUCCCAGAAUGUUUGUCUUUCUGCUCUGCUUUGUUGUGCCAUGUCUUCAAAGCAAGAAAAACCAGCGAUAAUUUCCAAUGAAUUGUGGGGGGAAACAAUCCUCUGCCUCAUUAUUCCUCUAAUUUAUAUUUAAAAAGCAGUUGUCCUGUAUAC